Messenger RNA from Schistocerca cancellata (South American locust), 3704 nucleotides. RefSeq lists its product as uncharacterized. Lineage: Eukaryota; Metazoa; Arthropoda; Insecta; Orthoptera; Acrididae. The coding region runs from base 620 to 1969 and encodes 449 amino acids. Gene Ontology annotation, molecular function: protein binding. The transcript has 8 exons. The record is from RefSeq and is a predicted model, not a curated record.
AAUGUGUGGUGGGGGCAUGAAAUCCAGCGUCGUUUACGGUUUCGGUGUGAUCUGUGAUGUCAAAUGUCAAAACCGAGAUGUAGAGUCGUAUACUGAAACGUACAUUGUGCGGAUAGUGAAAAGUGUGCGGGUAACAGCAACAAAAUAACAUCCAGAAUUCAUCAAUUAACAACGGGCAACUCACGCAGACACUAUUAAAAUUACGCAACACAAGCGAUAAACCACGCCAGUUUUCCAAACCAUAACAUCACAGAAUUUUAUCGAUGGUUACAGUAAAAGAUUAGAUUAGAUUAAAUUGAAUUAACACUUGUUCAUAGAUCAUGACUGCGACACUUCGUAAUGAUGUGAAACGUAUCAGUUUAUCAUGAGGUGCAGACACAAGCUCCGACAGUGACUCAGCGCAUGUAAAUACUUAUGGGGAAAGUUUUACCAGACUGGUUUUGAUAAAAUCAGAUGACACUGAAAAAACAGUUACACCCAGUGUGUCUUGUAUACCUACUGUGUUUGGAAAACACUUAGCAAAUGUGCAACUGCAGUCAAACUUAGAACAGAAAGACACGACUUGUCAACAGGAGAUGGUCCACUGCCAGCUAACAGCCACACUUCUGAACUGACCACUAUGACCACAACUGUAGGUGAUUUGCCAGAUGAGAUAAUGCUGGAGAUCUUCUCGUACAUGAGCUUGAGUGAAAAUGUCAACCUUCUGCAGAAGGUGUGCAUCCGUUGGAAGAGUAUUGCCCAAGAUGCUAAGUUGUGGUAUGACAAGCAAUAUGUGAUUGGGUACACAGUAGCCGAUGAGGAGGCCAUAGCGACUUUCCGAGCAGCUCCGCAGUUGCGCACAGUGAUUGUGGAUAGAGAAGUUGAACCCGCUGUCUUUGAGGUUCUGUCUAAAAGCUGUCCCGAGGUCACCACACUGGAUAUCGAUUAUCGGCAGACCUUUCAUUAUACAAAAGCGAAGAAUCUGUUUGACGGAUGCAAAAAGAUCCGCACACUGAAGAUCUCGGAGAGGGGGCUGCUGGCCGACGCGAGGUUCGUGGACGCGGUGGCGGAACUGGCGCAGCUCCGUGCGCUGCAGCUGAAGCCUUACCACAAUGUGGGCUGCCAGAUCCCACUGAGAGGCCUCGCCGACAGGUGUCCGCACCUGUGCGACCUGGACCUGGGCUGGCUGCACUACCGGCUGCAGGAGGCAGAGUACUUCCUCAGCACCGAGAGACGCGCGCUCAGGCGCCUGUGCCUCAAGUGGACUGCGGUCGAGGGAAGGAACAUAGUCCCUCUGCUGGUGAAGUGUGCUGACACCCUAGAAUACCUGCAGCUGAAUACGUACGACAUUGUAGAUGGAGAAGAUUUGGAAGCAUUCAGGGCACUGGGACGGCUUCACAACCUGCGAGAUCUUAUCUUCGAUAUGAUAUACAAACGGAUACCGCACGUAAUUCCUGUGCCAUUUAUAGGUGGAGGCCUCUCAAACCUGCAGCUACUUGGUUUGUGGCGUAUCCCUGACCUGGGGAAUGAGGCAUUGCUCGCCAUCUCAAAGGGGUGCCCAAAACUGCGAGAGCUGUCAUUGAUCGCUUGUCGCGGACACACUGAUGAUACUUUCAAGCUGUUCCACCAGCUAAAACAGUUGGAAAUACUCAAAAUAUCCUACUGUGACUGUCUUCGUGGAGAUGCAAUUCGCUACAUAUCUGCACUGCCAGCAUUGCGAUCAUUGGAAUUCAGAGCAAUAAAAUUUCAGAAACUAGAGCCAGGUGUAGAAUGCUUCCUUGAUAUGUCCGGGCUUUGCCGCCUUCACCUUGCUGACAGCGUAUGUUGGUCUAUACCAUUUGGCAAAUUUCCUGGACGACUCAUUAAUCUAAGAGAGCUGCACAUCAAUUAUUGUGAUGGAGAUGAUGGCGAAUUGGACAAAAUACGUCAGCUGAUGCCCGAGUGUCACGUCGAAGGACGCCUCGGAGCUCUUAUCACGGACAGUGAAUGAAAAGUGUGUGUCGCCCACUGCUCAGAGACGGACAGCUACGAAUGCUUAUGAGGAAGCUACCUUUUUAAAAUCUGUGUAUCAGCAGUAAUUUUAGUUUUACUUCCUGAGGCUAAGUGCUGGGUGGCCAUGUAAUUUUAUGGCUGUGUUGUUAUCCCCUUUAACACGAAAUACAUCUACUGUACCUAGCCACUACUUUCCUUCUACAAUCACAUACAUUGAUCAGCCCAAACAUUAUGACCACUGACCUACUAUCGAUACAAACCCACCUAGGUGAUAGCAGCGGCACCUGGCAAGGAAUGACUGCCAGUGAGACAUAUGCACGGUGCCUCUAGUGUCAGUGAGGGUGCUGUUAAUGCGUAGAAUGGGGGAAGGCGGGCAAUCUACCUGAGUUUGGCUGAGGGUGGGUUAUAAAGGCCCAGAGGCUCAUCAUGAGCAUUUUGGAAACUACACGACUUGUUGGGUAUUUGAUGAUUGCUAUGGUGAGUAUCUUCAACACGUGGUGAAACCGAGGUGAAACUCUGUCCAGACAUCGUGGGGUUCGGCGGCCACACUCCAUUACAGAUGUUGUACGAUGUAAGCUGGGCAGCCCGGUAAAACAGGAUAGACGGCAAACUGUGGUGGAACUAACAUCAGUCUUUGAUGCUGGGCAGAAUGCAAGUGUGUCUGAACACAACACGCACUUAACACACCUAACAAUGGGGCUGCGCAGCUGAUAACCAGUCCAUAUGCCAGUGUUAACACCGUGACAUCGGCAAUUAUGACUGAAAUGGACACGUGACCUUUGGCACUGGGCAUUGGCGCAGUGGUAGAGAAUUGCACGGUCUGAUGAAGCCCAGUACUUUCCUCGUAGUGCUGACGGGAGGACGCAAACCCGUUGUCACUGAGUGUAACAUCUCCUCGACACCUGUACUGAGGGACGGAGCCAAACUGGUGGCAAUUCCAUUAUGCUGUGGGGGAUAUUCACAUGGCCAUCCGUGAAGCUCGUGCCAGGCACCAAAAUGACCGAGGGUGUUGUACACUGGUUGGAGACCACCUACACUCCCUCAUGAUGAUCUAUAACAAUAUUAUGAAAAGGAAAUGCUGAGAUGCAGAUAGGAACAACAAAAGGCUUCUCUGGCAGCUGAAGCCACACACUGAUUGAUUUUUGCCUUCAUGAUGAUCAAGUUUCCCAAUGGCGGUGACAUUUUUCAACAACAAAAUGCCCCAUUUCACAAGGCCAGGAGUACAAUGGAGAGAUUCGAGGAACGCACUGGUGAGUUCCAAUUGAUGUACUGGGCUCCAAACUUGCCAAAUCUGAACCCCGAUAGAACACGUCAGGAAUGUGAUGAUUAAACAAGCCGUCAGAGCUCGUGCCCCCGCCCCCCCCCCCCCCCCCCCCCUCUGCCCCAUUCCCGGAACUUUUGGGAAUUAGGUGACCUUCUGCAGAUGUGGUGCCAACUCCCUCCAGCAACCUAGCAAGGCCUAAUUGAUUCCACGCAUCGACAUGUCGGUGCAGUUUUCCGUGCCGAGGAUAUGUCGUCAUAAUGUUCUGACUGAUCAGUGUACGUCUGAAACGUGUUUGCAAACUUGUAUCCUAAAUUCAGAAGCAGGAACUAGUAAAAAUAAUUUAUGAUUGAGUACUUAUCCUUGUUUUGCUUUUUCAGCUGUUAACAUCUGUGAAAUGUACAAAUAUCAAAGAAAUCUUAUUGUCAUUAUAAUAUUGUAAAUUGAGAUUAAAGUUCCAUAGUUUUCUGUU